Molecule: messenger RNA, 3642 nt
Organism: Penicillium soppii
Lineage: Eukaryota; Fungi; Ascomycota; Eurotiomycetes; Eurotiales; Aspergillaceae
Product: ATP-dependent RNA helicase ECM16
Exons: 2
Coding region: 1-3642 (1213 amino acids)
Biological process (GO): maturation of SSU-rRNA from tricistronic rRNA transcript (SSU-rRNA, 5.8S rRNA, LSU-rRNA)
Cellular component (GO): nucleolus; intracellular anatomical structure
Molecular function (GO): ATP binding; RNA binding; ATP hydrolysis activity
Source: RefSeq, a predicted model, not a curated record
AUGCCACCGCCACCUAAAUUCACACCACGUCUGCGAAAACAAAGGCACCGGCAAAACCCAGCCGGGGAGUCUGCCGAUACCAAUGUCGCCCAGCUCCAACCCGUUUCCAAGGAUGAGAAGGAAGCACGCAGACAAAAGUUGCAGUCCGAGCUACGAGAGCAACACACUAAUGUCUCCUCGAAAAAGCAAAAGCGCUUGGACAAGUACAUUGAAAACAAACUCAGGAAAGAAGAGAACAUCGAACUACUGAAGAAGCUGGCCCAGUCCUCAGUAGACACUUCUGGUCUCCAAAGCUCCAGAGAUCUUUUCAAGCGCAAGAGACAGGAAGACGUCCCUGCAACGGCAGCCGAUGCCGCGACGAAACUCAAUGCUCCCGCAGAUGUCUCCGGAUAUGACAGUGACGACUCGGAUAUUCACCUUAAAGUGUCUGACCCCGCAACGGAUCCGGAGGUGGAACAAAAAUUACAGGUAGACACAGCUACGGGAAGUGGAUUGAAGCGACCACUCGAGCUCGGGCCCGAUGGUUUCCCAGUGAUGAAGAAGCGCAAGCGCGCACCGAAGAAGAAGAAGACUGCGCCGGCUCCUGUCAAGGCAGCAGAAGUUGCAUGGGAUGGUUUUGACUCGGAUGAGGAGGAAGAUGAAGAUGAAGAUGACGAAGAGGGUGAUGAGUCUGCCAAGUCCGAAAGCGAAAUCGAAGAGGGCUCUGAAGACGAAGAUUCUGAAGGUACUUCUUCUGAGGGUUCUUCUGGAGAUGAGGAUGAGGAUGAGGAUGAGGAUGAGGAUGAAAGCUCGGAAGAGUCAGAGGACGAGGAGUCAGAUGAAGAUACACCCGUGCUCAAACCUCGCCAGUCUGCCUUUAAGUCCUGGGCGGUGCAACAAAUCAACGAAGCUGCAGGCUUCCAGUCCACUGCAGGUGCGGCUGUGACAGAGGAAGAGCAAGUGUUCGACCCUUCCAAGCUACCAGCUCGCCACAAUACCACUGAAGAAGAGCCCCUCCCUCGAGAACUGCAGGUGACUCAUGGCGACCCCAAUCGCAAGGCAUUCAGUGUCGCUGUCAACCGCUCGGAGGAAAUUCAGGCUGCCCGUAUUGGCCUCCCCGUUGUCGGCGAAGAACAAAAGAUUAUGGAAGCUAUUUAUAACAACUCAGUUGUCGUCAUCUGGGGUGCUACUGGUUCCGGAAAGACAACCCAGCUUCCUCAGUUCCUCUUCGAAUCCGGGUUCGGCUCUCCGGGCAGUCCAAACCCGGGCCUCAUUGGCGUCACUCAGCCUCGUCGAGUUGCUGCCGUCAGUAUGGCGAACCGUGUUUCGCAGGAACUGGGUCAACACGCUGAGAAAGUAUCUUACCAGAUUCGAUUCGAGUCCACAGCGACAAAGAAGACGGCCAUCAAAUUCAUGACCGAUGGUAUUCUUCUGCGCGAGAUUGCCGAUGACUUUGCUCUCCGCAAGUACUCUAUCAUCCUUAUCGAUGAGGCUCACGAGCGUAGUGUCAACACUGAUAUCCUGAUUGGAAUGGUCAGCCGCAUUGUGGGACUGCGCAAGUCUUUGAGCGAGGAGGACUCCUCUAUCAAACCUUUGAAGGUCGUCAUUAUGUCCGCCACUCUGCGCAUCUCAGACUUCACUGAAAACCCCAGUCUUUUCCGCAAUGGUGCACCCCCAUUGGUUCAAGCCGAGGGUCGUCAAUACCCUGUGUCAAUUCAUUUCUCCCGGCGCACACAGCGUGAUUACGUCGAAGAUGCGUUCCGCAAGGUCUCACGUGGACACCGCAAACUUCCUCCCGGUGGAAUGCUCGUGUUUUUGACUGGACAGAACGAGAUUCGGCAGCUGUCCAAGCGCUUGAAGGGGGCGUUUAAACCAACUCAACGCGAGGAUACCACACAGGCCAAGGUGCAGCUUUCUGCUAACGAGGCGCCUCUGGAAGCAGAGGAUCUGGAGCUUGGUGGUACUGAGAUGGACAACGCGGGUGAAGAUGACUAUGACAGUGAUAUGGAGAUCACGGGACUGGAUGAUGCAGAGGAAGAUGAAGGCUUUGACCUGGGCGAAGAAGCCAUGGACUCGUCAACUCGCGUUCACGUUCUACCUCUGUACUCCCAACUCCCCACGAAAGAGCAGAUGAAGGUGUUCGAAGCGCCUCCAGAGAACUCUCGGCUCAUCAUUCUGGCAACCAACGUCGCCGAGACAUCUCUUACAAUUCCCGGCAUCAAGUAUGUCUUCGACUGCGGCAGAGCCAAGGAGAAGCAAUUCGAUCUGUACACGGGCGUCCAGAGCUUCCAGGUCGGCUGGAUCAGCAAAGCAAGCGCAAACCAGCGAGCUGGUCGUGCCGGCCGAACAGGCCCCGGCCACUGCUACCGGAUGUACUCCUCUGCGGUCUACGAAGGUGAAUUCGCCGAAUACACAGACCCCGAGAUCCUGCGCACGCCCAUCGAGGGCGUCGUCCUCCAAAUGAAGAGCAUGGGUCUGCACAACGUCAUCAACUUCCCAUUCCCAACACCACCAAGCCGCCAAGGUCUCGCAAAGGCAGAGAAACUGCUUAAGAACCUCGGCGCCCUCACUGCAGACGGUCAAAUCACACCAAUUGGCCGCCGUCUAUCUACAUAUCCCCUCUCCCCUCGAUUCAGCAAAAUGCUACAUAUCGGCCAUCAACACGGCUGCAUGCCGUACGUGAUCGCCCUCGUCGCCGCGCUAGCUGUCGGCGACCUCUUCAUCCCAGAGAACCAACUAGACCCACCAGCGGCCCAAAAGAAGAAGGAUGACUCCGACAGCGACAGCGACACAGACAAGCGCAAAGUCUGGACCAACACAGACAGACUGGAAGAAACAGCGCGCGAGCAAAAAGCCAAAGCCCACGCUCGUGCCCACCGCCUCUUCUCCAAACACGACGACACCUCCGACGCCCUGAAAUCCCUCUCCGCAAUCUGCGCCUACGCCUACGCAGCAGACGGCGACGCUUUCAGCGACCAGAUGUUCCUCCGCGCUAAGGCCUUCAAAGAAGCAACCCAGCUGCGCAGACAACUAACAGACAUCGUGCGCUCCAACAACCCAGGCCUAAUCCCCACCUACUCAGCGCGUCUGCCAGAGCCCUCGCCCAAACAAAUUAAAGCCCUCAAGCAAAUCGUCACAGCAGGCUUCAUCGAUCAAGUCGCCAUCCGCGCAGACCUGGCCCCCGUUCCGCCGGAGAUCCCGCGCGCUCCCCGCCGCGCAAUCGACGUCCCCUACCUGACACUCUUCCGCUCUCGCGAUGGAAAGACCACCGAGCUCGUCGAGAGAGCCGUCUACGUCCAUCCCUCCUCGCUGCUGGCAAAGCUCACUCCAAAGGAAAUGCCCCAGUACAUCACCUACUCGCAUCUCCAGCAGUCCUCUGCUUCGCUGGUCUCAGACCAAGUCCCCAAGAUCCGAAUGUUCCCGCUUGUCGUCCCGAGCGGGCUGCAGCUCUCUGCUAUCGCGCACGACACGCCGCUCAUCGAGUACGGCAAGCCUAUUGGCAAAGCGGAUGCGAUGGAGGGUGUGCCGCCGCGGCGCUCGUGCUGGGUUAUCCCAUCGCUUGUUGGAGACGCGGGGAGUGCGGGGUGGCCGAUGCCCGCGAAGAAGGUCGUGCAGAAGAAGGACCCGAAGGAGGGCUGGGUGAUUGAGAAGUUCGUCGCCUAG